Paramecium primaurelia is the source of this 235-nucleotide messenger RNA. The record is from the annotation of a GenBank genome assembly. NCBI's taxonomy places the organism in Eukaryota, Ciliophora, Oligohymenophorea, Peniculida, Parameciidae.
CAUGCAAGUAAAGGCUAGAGUAGCAGCAGCCCCACUAUUAUUUGCUAUAUCAUUAUAUGAAUUAAAACUAACAUUUGAUAGUUAUAAUAAUGAUGCAAAUUACAUCUCAUAAAAAUUAAUCGUUAUUAAUCUUAUAGCACCAGAAUAAACAAAGUCAUUAGAUAUCUUAGUGCAUUUUUAUCUAACCUUUAAGAUUCCCCCACCAAUUAUCGAACCCAAAUCAUCUAGCUUAUGA